ACGAUUGCAUACUCCCAUAGUCCGCCUGACUCUAUACACCCCGCGCCUGCCAGAGCAUAUUACUACUUACGGCCUCUACUACAGCCUCUACCCAAAGGAUUAUGCGUGCAACUUCCUACUACAUCUCACAGCUCGAUCAACACUGCAUUGAGUGCUGAAACCCUUUUCAGAUAGCACCGCACUGCCUUGGGUGUCUAGUGCCCACCGAGAGAGCUUCUAUAGACCUCACUCAAUUUAGCUCAUCGCCACACAUUGUCUCGAUCUUGUUUCCAGCCGCUACCGCUGCAAGACGUCGCAAUGCCCGGCCGUCUUCUUUCCAGCCUAGUUCGCCCCUCCCUUUCUCACCACUCGAUCUUCCCUCACUCCAACUCUUCUUCGUCCUCGUCUGUAAACGAAGUCUCCCAGGCCGCAUCUUCCAAGCACUCGCACACUGACAGAUCACAUUCGCCGGAGCGCCGUCUAUCCUUCUCAAUGGACCACUUUAUCCACACUUACCGGGACCAUCACAAUAAGGAAAAGCAUCGAAAGCACGGACGUUCCUCUCGUUCAAAGGAGCGUGGCAGCCAUGAGGAAACGGCAGCUUCAGCUAAACUUGAUGUCAUCGUGGAAUCUCCACCUCUUGUUUGCUAUGGAACACCGGCGAACUCUACGGGUGCUUUGUUCUCUGGCCGCCUCAGAAUUACCGUACCCGAAGCAACGGGCAUGGUCAUCCUUGACAAGUUCGAUAUGCGCUUGAUGAUUAGAAAGACGACGAAGAAGCCCGUCUCGAGGGACUGCCCCAAUUGCGCCUCCAAGACCGAGGAACUGACAAACUGGAACUUCCUGACGGAACCUCUCCACCUUAGGAGCGGUGACCACGACUUCCCUUUCAGUUAUCUGUUCCCAGGUAACCUGCCGGCGUCGUGUAAUGGUUCCCUGGGACAGAUUGAAUAUUUCCUUCAAGCACACGGACACAAUGUGAACGGUGAAGAGUACAAUUUUAGAAUGCCGCUACACAUGCGCCGCGCCAUUCUCCCAGGGAACGACAAAUCCUCAAUUCGUAUCUUUCCACCCACCAAUCUAACUGGCCGCAUCGUCCUCCCAUCUGUUGUCCACCCAAUUGGGACUUUUCCCGUUCAGAUGACCUUGAGCGGUGUCUUGGAUAAAGGCGAGGAGACCCAAACGCGUUGGCGGCUACGCAAGAUGAUGUGGCGGAUUGAAGAGCACCAGAAGAUUGUCUCAACCGCUUGCCCCAAGCACGCGCACAAGAUUGGUGGCGAAGGAAAGGGCGUUCUGCACCAGGAGACGCGGAUCAUUGGACACAACGAGGAGAAAGAUGGCUGGAAGACAGACUUUGAUACCGCUGGAGGCGAGAUAAGCAUGGAAUUUGAAGCCAACAUUAACCCAACCGCCAACCCGGUGUGUGAUCUUGAGGCACCGGGUGGACUGGAGACGAAGCACAAUUUGGUCAUUGAACUGAUUGUUGCGGAGGAAUUCUGUCCAAACCGUAACACCAGACUCAUCACUCCAACAGGAGCUGCCCGCGUCCUUCGCAUGCAGUUUAACCUGCACGUUACGGAGAGAAGCGGGCUCGGUAUCAGCUGGGAUGAGGAGAUGCCGCCAGUAUACGAAGACGUUCCCGCUAGCCCUCCCGGAUAUACCAUGCUUGACGGAAGCAGCAUCAUGGAGGAUUACCACGGAUCUCCUCUACCGACCCCGGAGUACGAAGAACUAGAGCGAAUGGACUCACUUCGACUUGAUAACUCAUCUACCAACUCUUCCUGCCGUGGACGAAGCCGGCUGACGACCGAUGAUUUGACGGCCGAACCGGCGGAAUUCGAAAGUCGAAACCGAGCGCCAUCCGCGGACUCGCAUUCGUCAUGAACAAUUGAUUCAAUUGAUCCGUCAU
This is a messenger RNA of Aspergillus nidulans FGSC A4, 1888 nucleotides long. Its product is annotated as alpha-arrestin artA. The record is from RefSeq and is a predicted model, not a curated record. The transcript has a single exon. The coding region runs from base 298 to 1863 and encodes 521 amino acids. NCBI's taxonomy places the organism in Eukaryota, Fungi, Ascomycota, Eurotiomycetes, Eurotiales, Aspergillaceae.